GUUCGUGCAGGAACCCACGAAGGAGCGGCGAGGACUCCAGUCCGAUGGAAGAUUUCGGCCAUCGACGAAAGCUUGGGACUCAAAUGCGGUAUCGAUCCAGCGGGACCGAUAAGCAUCCCUCUGAUGCGCCCUCCGUACAUCUGAUCCAUUCUUGACGAAAUCAGAUGUUAUGCCUUGCUCAAACCGACGAGCUGAAAGGUCUCAUGCCUCCUGACCAUUUCGUGUCCCGUUAUGGAAAUUACCGGUUCUGCCUUCCACGAGAGCGGCGGCCGGGGUGACAGAUUGGGAUCACUCGACAGCCGUGGCCGUGGCGCGACAACUCAAAAGGAAUUUAAUUGACUGUACGUUUGUGAAAGACACAGAUCCGCCAGCGACCCCAUCACAGGCUGUCAGGGCGGUCUCAGGGUAGAGCGAGUUUGAGGGAAAUCGAUAAUCGCUCCAUUACAACACAUCAGUCGGGAGAAAGAUUGUGAAAGGAACCAGGACGGAACAAGCUUGAGGAAGGAAGCAGAAGGAGCUCCGGGAUCGUGAUGCCGAUGAGCACUCGGAAGCGGAAGUACGCUUUGGGUGGCAUAUUUUGCAUUUUUUGUGGGCUUGGACGUGCGAACCAUCUCAGCAGUGGGCCGAGGGAGUCACGAGAAAAUUUCUCCGUGUUUCAAUCUGAUCGUUGGGGAGUCG
Molecule: messenger RNA, 678 nt
Organism: Mycena citricolor
Lineage: Eukaryota; Fungi; Basidiomycota; Agaricomycetes; Agaricales; Mycenaceae
Source: the annotation of a GenBank genome assembly